UCCUCCUCGGCUCCGGAUUCUGAGAGCGGCAGGAUGGCGCUGCGGCGCGUGCGCAGCCUCGCGGCACAGUCCCGGUACGGAGGAUGCUGGGCGCGAGCUCUGGAGCACCUGGACACGAGCUGCCGGGACUUGACGUCGGAGAGCCAGAGCCGGAUCGCGCUGCGGUUCACUCACUGUCACCUGAGCAGCUCAGGCAGGGAUUUCCCUUCAUGCCCUGAGGGGUCAGAGGUCAGCAGGUGUACAGCUGGCAUGGACACUGUGGCGUUUAACACCUAUACAGAGUUCUUCACCCACACUCACUCCAUGUGCCACUUCCUGCAGUCUGAGGCCUGGCAGCGCCAAGCUGAAAGCACCAUGUACAGACUGACAGAGAGCUCGGCAGGUGUAGCUGAGCAGCUUGAAUCCACCAGACUGAUGGCUAAGGACCUGAUUGAGGCCCAGAGUGCUGCCUUACAGGCGCAGAAGGAGAUCCUGACCAAUGGUGAGGAGCUGAGAGUCACGCUGAGAGACUCAACGCAGGGCCUGCGGUCAGUGUUCGCAGAACUCAGCAGCACCUCAAGGGAGCAGCAGGUGGCGUUAUCUGAACUCUUCAACAGAGUUUCCUUCCUGCAGAGUUUCCUGAUGAUGGAGACUCACAGCCUGAGCUCCUGCUGCUACAAUGCCGCUGCCUUCUGCGCUUCUUUCCUCAUUACCUCCAUCCCACGCUCCUCCAGAGCCAGAUUGGUGUUAUUGGGUUUAGUAUGUUUGAACUUCUACCUGGAGAGGAAGAUCUACCGCUUUGUGAUGAACUCCGAUAACCCUGGACACCCGCACAUGGAGCUGCUCGCCAUAGACCCGGUGCAGCAGAGCCUGCAGGUGCUGCAGCAGCUCAGAGAGACUCAGAGGAACCUGCAGGAGGCGCUGCAGCACGCAGAGAGUUUAGGGGGGCGACAGAAGAUGACAGCAGACGAUCAGCUUCGUGUGAAGAGGAGAUCGGAGAGCAGAAGAAGAGAGGAGAUGCUGAGGAGGAGGGAGGCGGACAUUCCGGUGUGUCCGACCACAGAGUGCUCAGACCUGUCUCACCUCUCACACGCUGGUUGGAGCGGUGACAGCAUCCUCAGCAUCACCGUGAACACCUCAGGAGCCGACUCCACGCUCAAAAACACUUCCCACAAUGCCUCAGUGCAGAGUCCAGGCAGGCGUCCCCGUCGCUCAUCCUCCUGCCUUCCUCAGUCUGCCUCCUCUUCCUCCUCCUCCCCGCUGGUGUACAGCAUCCUGGUGGAGGACAAGCAGCCUCGUUACAGCCUGAGGAGCAGAAGGUCGGAGAUCCGCUGAUGGAGCCGCUGCCUUUUUUUCUACUGGAAAUGGGUUUUUAUUUCUUAUU
This is a messenger RNA of Archocentrus centrarchus (flier cichlid), 1363 nucleotides long. RefSeq lists its product as uncharacterized. The transcript has 11 exons. The record is from RefSeq and is a predicted model, not a curated record. The coding region runs from base 34 to 1314 and encodes 426 amino acids. Lineage: Eukaryota; Metazoa; Chordata; Actinopteri; Cichliformes; Cichlidae.